Molecule: messenger RNA, 1365 nt
Organism: Marasmius oreades (fairy-ring Marasmius)
Lineage: Eukaryota; Fungi; Basidiomycota; Agaricomycetes; Agaricales; Marasmiaceae
Exons: 6
Coding region: 1-1365 (454 amino acids)
Cellular component (GO): nucleus
Molecular function (GO): 3'-tRNA processing endoribonuclease activity
Source: RefSeq, a predicted model, not a curated record
AUGUCAUUUCGUUCUGUAAUGGCUUCAGCUCUCUCUGUUACAUUCUUGGGUACGUCUAGCGGCGGAGGCCCUUCAAUAUCGAGAAACUGCUCCUCCUUGAUCGCUGAUGUCCUUGGAAAUGGCAACCUAUGGAUGGUCGAUUGUGCAGAGGGAACCACACGUCAAUUUGCCAACCAACCUUGGACUCAUGGCCAGAGAAAUCCUAGACUCUCUCAGGUUAAAAAAAUGUUUAUAACGCACAUGCACGCCGACCACGUCAUGGGAAUUAUUCCACUCCUCCGAAAUGUCCUUUUCCCUCCAUCCACAGAUCUGCCGAGGAAUAUGCAGUCUCCCAAGAAAGCGCCUUCAGUAGAAAUUUAUGGACCAGCAGGCAUUAGAACUUUUGUUCGGAGCAUCCUGAAGAUGACUUUGACCUGCACUGCCGAAAACUAUGUCGUCCAUGAACUUCUCAAUACUGGCGAUCAACCCACUCUCUGUGACCCCCCGGAAGUCUUGCACUACAACGAAAUUCCCGGGAGGGAUAUCUACUGUUCUAGCGAAGAUGGAUUUUGGAGAGACAUUACACGAGAGAAGGGUUUUCUUUGCGAUGUUGCCGUCGACGCUGGCCCGAUCUUGCACAGAGAUCCUUGCCUCGGCUAUGUAUUUCGCGAAUGUGCACCUCUGUCGCGUAAGUUGGUAUUUCUGGGCGAUACCUACGACGCCUCCCCCAUCGUACCAUUGUGUCUCGACCCGCCUCCUUCGUUGGUCGUCCACGAGUCAACGGAAGCCUUCAUCCCCGAAGGGAUCGAUCCUAAAUCUAAACGCAGUUCGGAAACGGUGAAGGAGAAGGCGCUUGCGCGAGGACAUUCUACUCCCGAACAAGCGGGAGAGUUCGCACGAAAGGUCGGCACGCAGCAGCUGGUGUUGAACCACAUCGGCUCAAGGUUCCCAACGCCAAGUCCAACUGAUACCAAGGGGAUCCGAGCCAACGUCCUUCAGGAAAUGGAGCGCCAGGCUAGUGUGGCUUGGGGCAUGGGUAAUGCUCAUGUCGCCUUCGACUUCAUGCGCGUGAACGUCCCCCUACCCGCGGACAAUAAGAGACGUCAUAGCACGCCUGUAGAAUUCCAAGGAAGUGAAGAAUUCUCGGUUACGCCAAAUGCCCGUUAUGGACGUGGUAAACGAGCUUUCGCAGCAGUAACGUCUCAGCAACCCGUUGACAUCGAGACCUCAAAAUCAGGAUGGAGUCGUCGCCGCGGGGGGCGACCUGACAUUCAAGGGUUUGAAGGGGGGGAUAGAGAGCACGAUUCCUCGGAUCGGUAUGGAUCUCACUACGGACGUGGAAGAGGACGCGGUCAUGGAAACUCCUCUCGUGGUCGAUGGUGGUGA